CGACAAGCAGUUAGGCGGCCGUGGGAAAGGAAGGGAAGGACACGGGGCUGGAAGUGGCAGUGCAGCCGGCCAGGUGUGCCCCGGAGCCGCUACAGGAGGGUGCUCGCCGGUUCUAGCAGUGUCCUGUCCGCCCAGUCUUACUUCCAGCGCGGCCGCAGCCGGCCCUGGGCCGCGACAGAGCGGGCGCCUCAGCGGGCCCCCGCCGCGGUGCUCCCUGGCUAUGGCCUCCGGUGCGGGCCUGGCCCGCUGCCUGCUGCGUGGUGCCUCGUCCCCGGCCUGCCACAAAACAUAAGUACUCCAGGAGGCCGGAGAGCAGGAGGUAAUUCCCCCUUGCCUGUCUGCGGUUCCCCAGUUCCCACAGCCCUACAUCCCCCCGAUGCUGUCGUCCUUCAGCCGCCCUGCCGCUCCGGGCCGGAGACCUCGAGCUGUUGCCGUGAGAGAUCUGAAAAUAAGUGCCAAGUGAUGCCUCAAGCACAAACUCUUGAAGUUGGAUACGUCUGCUUUCUUUCCUACAGAGGUUGGUUUAGUGAAAUAACUGCCGGACCCAUUUUGAACAGGAGGAAGUAAGUUCAAUUUAAAACUAACCUCAGUUCACCAGUGAUGCAGUGCCUGUCUAUAUAACACAGAAGACAGAGGUUGGAGAUCUGCUUGCUUGUAAUUGAACAUGGCAGGAGAUGUGAAAAGAUUCACACGCAUGCUACUGGAAUGCAACAGCAAUGACAAGCUGUGUGUUGUGCGUGAAUAUCAGACUGAAGUGAUUGUUGUCCCAGCUCUCCUUGUGGGUUUUUUUGUCAUUCUGCUAACUGUGAUCCUUUGGCUGCAUUGCCGAGGCUUGCGAACAAGAACAAAGCGGGAGGAAUCAUCAUCAUCUGGACAACAAGUGAACAACAAGAAUCAGCAGGAAUCCAGUUCACAAGAGAACCACUGUAUACAGCUGAAUGAGAUCCUGCUGAGUUCUGCAUCCUUGACUCUGAAAGAACUGCAGAUACCACGAGAAAAACUCUCACUAGGCAGUCUGCAGAUAGUAAAACAUGGCCGCAAUGGGAGCAUCUACAGAGCAGAAUUGGAAACUAGGAACUCGGGGAAGACUAAGAGUGUCAUACUGAAAGCCUUACAAGACCUGGUUAGUCACCAGGAAGUAAAGGAUUUCCUGGGAAGAAUUAAAUUCCAUCAAAAUCUUGGCUAUCAUGAGAACCUGGUUGAAUUGUUUGGAUGCUGUGUAGAUCGAUUCCCACUUUAUAUGGUAAUGGAAGAUGUAUCUCUUGGUGACCUGCUAAAGUUUCUAUGGACAUGUCGUAAGGAUGUAAUGACAAUGGAUGGUGUCCCCUACGACCUCACUGAAAGGCAAGUGUACGAAGUUGGACAACAAGUUGCAGCAGCUCUAGCUUACCUUGAACAGAAGAAGUUGUUCCAUGGUUACAUCGCUGCCAGGAAUGUCCUACUCCAGCACAACUUCACUGCCAAGCUCUGUGGUUUUGGACUGGCCUAUAAAGCUCAUACAUAUGGUGCCAGCUCAGUCACAGAAAUGGUGCCAGUAAAGUGGCAGGCACCAGAACGGCUUCUAAAGAACCCCCCUAGCAUCAAGACAGACAUAUGGUCUUUUGGAAUUCUACUGUAUGAAAUGAUUACAUUAGGUGAUCCACCAUAUCCUGAGGUACGACCUUCUGACAUGUUGCCAUACCUGCAGAGACGAAACAUUAUGAAACAGCCCUCAAGCUGCCACCCAGCCAUGUACAGCAUCAUGAAAUCUUGUUGGCAGUGGAAUGCAACUGACAGGCCUUCUCCAUCAGACCUGAUCCAGAGCCUACAAACAGCUAUGAAGACGAGCAAUGACCAGAGAGUUCUGCAGGUUCCUGAGCUAGUGGAUCCUGAACUCUAUGCUGAUGUCACUGGUGUUGCAAUGGACAGUCUAGUGAGUGACUAUACUGUACUUUGAAGGACUCUUUCUCAUAUUAGUAAAAGAGAGGUCUCUGUAUUUGCCUAUUCAAGACACUUGGCAAACUCAGAAUGAGAUGUUUAUGUAUAUACUUCAGAUCUGUCCUCCACACUUGAAAUAAUGAACUGGUAGUAGCAGUACUUUUAAAUCACCCUGAUACCAUUUUGAUGGUGGUCAUUUCAAAGCAAAAUGGAUUUAGGAAGCUAUAGAAAAUGUAACGAGAAAUUUGAGUUUUAGGUUUUUUGAGAUCUCUAUCCAGUUUUCUUUCCCAUGAAACUGCAUCACUUGAGUAUUCAGAAGAGGAGGUGUCCUGAGGAAUAUGCUCUUGGGCACAAUCUUACUGGAAAAAGUGGAUAGAAUAGGUAACAGAAAUUGAUGGUUUCCUGUCCUGUCAACAGUUUACAGGCUGGUUCAGCCCCGUUCCGUGACUAGCGGGCUGAGGGUACCCACAGACCCAUGUCCUGGGAAAGGGAAAAUGGUAGGGAGAUGGACCUAAAAACAAAACAGCGACAAUGAUCUGAGGAGAAACAAACUAAUUUACUAAAAAUGAUAUCAAAAUGCAAGAUAACACGAUAUAAUACAAUAUAAUACAGUAUAAUUGGAAUUGAAGAUAAUAAAUCAAAUAAAAUGAGAGAGUGUCCAAAAACUGAAGGCCUUAUAAGCUAAGGCGAUACAGCACCUGCAAGAGAGACAAGCCAGAAGAUCAAAAAGGGAGGUCUUGUGAUCUGCAAACAGUUUUUAUUUUUCCCUCUGAGCAGAAAACAGUAAUGGCACAGUGAAACAGUCCUUUGGGAGAUGUAGUUCUUCUCUUCUGGGACAGGUACCCAGAACUGGAGCAUUAACUCUUUAACUCCCAGUACAGUACAUCAUGUUAUGAUGUUAUGAUGUGGAAUACUGAUAACAAAAAUCAUAAAACCAUGACACUGUCCAUUAUUUUCACAUUCACUAAAGGCCUGUGUGAUUAAGUUGCAUUAUUGCCCGUUAAGUUCUCAAUAAAUGUCUGGGAUCUCUCCAGAGCUUUGCAUGAAAGAAUAGGCACUGUAUAUUUUAAACAAAAUAAAAUGCUUACAUACCUGUGA
This is a messenger RNA of Meleagris gallopavo (turkey), 3015 nucleotides long. It is a transcript of the gene STYK1, whose product is annotated as STY kinase 1. Lineage: Eukaryota; Metazoa; Chordata; Aves; Galliformes; Phasianidae. Gene Ontology annotation, biological process: multicellular organism development; positive regulation of kinase activity; protein phosphorylation. The record is from RefSeq and is a predicted model, not a curated record. Gene Ontology annotation, molecular function: ATP binding; transmembrane receptor protein tyrosine kinase activity. Gene Ontology annotation, cellular component: signaling receptor complex; plasma membrane.